This is a messenger RNA of Bolinopsis microptera, 765 nucleotides long. RefSeq lists its product as uncharacterized. The transcript has 9 exons. The record is from RefSeq and is a predicted model, not a curated record. The coding region runs from base 1 to 765 and encodes 254 amino acids. Lineage: Eukaryota; Metazoa; Ctenophora; Tentaculata; Lobata; Bolinopsidae.
AUGACGGAUUUGAUCGAUGAAAGUGAAUGCAAACUACAAAGUGGGAUGCUUUGUUUGGUUCUUCGUUUCUAUUUUCAGCAGCUUCCCGCUCUCCAGACUGUCCAGACCAGCGGAUCCAAGCUCCAAUGGAAAGAGAUAGGAGAAUAUCUGAAUAAACUUACAGACCCGGCAAACGAUUUCCUACCACUACCAGUACCAGAUAAUGGGAUCAAUUUCAGUCACACUUUAAAAGUCACCUACGACAAAAUUAUAACGAAAGUAAUAUCAGACAAUGAUUUUUUGGAUCCAAAUUCAAGGACCCGGCAUGACGAGGAAGUAUUUCAAAGCCACAUAAGAAUGACCGAGAAACUACACUUUUAUCUCCAACAACUUCGAGAACUCAAAACAACGAGCGAGGGAGACACUAGGAACUGCUUCGAGGAACUACUCACAUUUAUGGACCACAUGACUAAACUUCAGCCACAGGACUCGCUGGGGUGGGAAGAUAUUGUGCUCGUCACUCCAUCUGAAGCUAUGAUAGAGUCUUUAAACGGAAAUGGAGAAGUUCGAAGCUACUACACCAAGGGUACCUUAGCCUCAAGGAAAAACAUUAAGAUUUGUCAUUUUAAGAUAUUAAAGUACUGGGCCCUACUCUCAAACCAGUACGCUGUUACACUCCGAACUACAAGUGACCACCUCUGCUUAUUGGAUGAGAUCGAAAAGACACUACAGCGUGUGGGGCAGUUUCUUUUAAUGACAUCAUGGAUGGCAAAUGAAGUUAUUUAG